AUGCACUUCAUAAUUCAGGACAUUGAGAAGACAGCCCUGCUCUCUGAGUAUGUCAAUCUGCUUGUCACUGAGAUGGAACCUGAGGCAGCAGACCAGGAAAUGCGGGAUUUUGAGGUGCAGGUUGACCUGGCUGAGAGGGAGCAGCAGAAACCCUCUUCUGAGAAGGCAGUGAAGAGAGAUUUUGAGGUGAUUAUCAUCUCAGAUGAGAAAAAGAAGAAGGAGAAGAAGAAUGAGAAGUGA
Messenger RNA from Blastomyces dermatitidis ER-3, 240 nucleotides. RefSeq lists its product as uncharacterized. The transcript has a single exon. Bases 1 to 240 code for a protein of 79 amino acids. The record is from RefSeq and is a predicted model, not a curated record. NCBI's taxonomy places the organism in Eukaryota, Fungi, Ascomycota, Eurotiomycetes, Onygenales, Ajellomycetaceae.